Molecule: messenger RNA, 1377 nt
Organism: Sesamum indicum (sesame)
Lineage: Eukaryota; Viridiplantae; Streptophyta; Magnoliopsida; Lamiales; Pedaliaceae
Product: ninja-family protein AFP3
Biological process (GO): signal transduction; negative regulation of DNA-templated transcription
Cellular component (GO): nucleus
Source: RefSeq, a predicted model, not a curated record
CUCAUCUCUCACUUGCUCUCUUCCCAUUUCCUUCUUCAACAACUCUUGUUCAUGCUCUUCCAACAACCCCCCACCCCCAACAUCAUCAUCAUGCAUACCUUAAUUCCAUUCUCUUUUCUUCAUUACGAUUCAAACCCCUGAUUUGUUUGUUUAAGUCUUUCCACUGUUGUAAUUCAGCAGAUUGCUCUGGGCCUCGCCAAAAUUUGAUCUUUUUGUGGUUUUAGUGAUGGAGGGAGCUGAAGGAAGCAGAGAUAAAUUCAAUCUUUCUCUGCGAAUGAACGGCCUUUCAGGAGAUCCGGUGCACAAAUUCAUGAAGCAAAGCCAUUGCCGGGAGAAUGGAAAUGAACAGGGAGUGGAGGAUGAUGCGGAAAUGGAGCUGAGUUUGGGGCUGUCGAUGAACGGUAGAUUUGGAGUCGACCCGUCGAGGAAAAAGCUGAAACGCUCGUCUUCCAUAUCAGACUUGGUUUUCACAAUUGGUGCUGUUGACAAUGGGAGCAGCCACCGAGCGCGUGGGGCGGCGUUUGAGGGGUACGCGCCGCUGGUGAGGACACACUCCCUGCCGACUGAAGCGGAGGAGGAGUGGCGCCGCCGCAAGGAGUUCCAGUCCAUGAGGCGCAUGGAAGCGAGGAAGAAGAGGAUGGAGAAGUUGAGGAAUGUAAGAGUGGUGAAGGAUAAGGAGAACUCUUCUGGUGAUGUUAAUUGUGAAAAUGUUAAUGGAAGUGUGAAUGGUCAAAGGCUUGAUUCUGGGAUUGCAAAUAGGUUUGAGGAUGGGAAUGGAAUGUCAUCACCACAAGGGUCGAUUGGAUCACGAGGGAGCGGCUCAUCUGGAACCUCUGAUCUUCUAGCUAACCAGACAGAGGCAGGAUCAAAGCGAAAUGCUGAGGCUUCACCUUCCAGUGUUCAAGAACAGGGCGAGCAGGAAUCUGCUGUCAGAGCCCCUGAUAGGGAUGUGAAGAGGGCUAACAGUCUGAUUAAGAAUGCAAUGCUUGAUAUGCCUUAUGUGACCACCAAGGAAGAUGGGCCUAAUGGUCACAAGAUAGAAGGAUUCCUGUACAGAUACAGAAAGGGGGAGGAAGUCAGAAUAGUCUGUGUUUGCCAUGGCAUGUUUCUUUCGCCAGCAGAAUUUGUCAAGCAUGGUGGUGGCGGUGAUGUGGAGCACCCGUUGAAGCACAUAGUAGUUAACCCUUUUCCUCUCUUGUGAAAUGCAACACGUGUUUGCCGAUCGUUAAUGGAAGAGAGAGCUGAAAGUCUAGCUUUAGUUUCAGGAUUGAACUUUUUGUUUUUAGACUACUUGACGAGAAGAAGCAGAUGAGAGUUUGUAUUUCGAGUUCAUUGAUUUGGUCUCCUCAACUAUGCAGAUAUUGUUUGUUCGUCUCA